CAAGAGAAGGCAAGUGGAUUCGUUGGGGCGAAGGCUUACGUGUGAUUGAGAUUACUGCUACCAUAUUAACCAACCGAUGUCAGCUUUGAGUACCACAAGGCUGAGCAUACUUGUACAAUAGCUCACUGCCCAAGCUUUGUUGCUAGUGGAAUGUACUGCGCUGGUCGCCUUUGCGAUCAAUGAAUGUUGGCCCCAAGCGCCCAGUGAGCGGUGGUCAGCCGAGUCGUUGAAAGGGGCCUGUUGUUGGAUACUAAAACCAGCCCGAGCCGCGUCUCCUGAACUCGCCAUCUCUUCCAAUAAUCCAUCAUCUCGUGAUGUUGCGCAGGAUGUUCUCGUUCAUUUUCGUACUGCAACUCGCGUCGUUGCAGCCUGCAAUGGCAGCCUGCUACUGGCGCAACGGCACACAAAACACAAACAGUGUGUACUCGCCCCAAAUCAACGAUACCUCGGAUCCCUUAAGCAAUAUUUGCUGUGCCGGUUGGGACAACCUACUACCAAACGGACUGUGUCAAAAUAAGGCUGAAUCGGUCAUCUGGCGAGAGUCGUGCACGCUAAGUAAUUGGGAGGAUGGAGGAUGCCAGGAUCUCUGCUCGGACGAGGAUGCUUUACAAAGAAGCAAAGACGUCAAGGUGACGCCGUGCACCGGUGCAGUCGAUUCGUUGACCUGGUGUUGCGGGGAUACGAAUCGAUGCUGCACUGACGGGAGCACAAUUCCGCGAUACACUAUAGCAGCGCGAUUUGGCGACCCUAUACCUUCUGCGACGUCCUCAUCGGUCUCUUCUUCGACUGCAUCUUCAAUAGCGUCCUCCAUGCUAUCGUCUUCUCCGACUAGUACGCCAGCAGCCACUGGUGACAGUGAGCUCUCUACAGGUGCGAAAGCUGGUAUCGGUGUUGGGGCUUCACUCGGAGCCCUCGCCUUGAUCGGGCUGGGUAUCUUUAUCGCUAAGGCGCUGCGCUGGCGCAAAAAGGCGAGGGAUGCCUCUACGCCCUAUGUCGCACCCGAAGAGGAGCCAUCGAAAGAUAUUUAUCGAUAUGAGAAGGGUGGCAGCGAGACUGCACAAUUGGCCAGUGCGGAGAGUCAAUUGCACGAGAUGCCCGGAUCUGGAGGGGUUUCCGAGCUCGAUCAGAUUCGAGACAGUAGGGUAGUCAGCCUUAAUGCCUCGGCAGUUUGAUACAUGGCGGAUGCGCGUCGUUCGACGAGAUCAUGGAUGGCGGAGAGUGUAGGCUGAGACUGUGAAGGCUGGAGGGCGUCGGGGAGCUUGAGGACUGGUCACGCUAAAACGCUAGCUUGGACGCUCAAAGAAGCGGCGGCUCAAUCACAUUGUAACUUCUGCACCACAUUCGUCCUCUGUCUUUCUGGUACUGGCGAUAAUCUUUCUCGCAGUAAACGGCGUACCUUAUGCCUCUUGUGCAACUCAAUUCUCCAUCGUCCAUUAUUGAGCCAUCCGAGCCCAGCCACUACGUCAUUGAAUGCCGCUAUUGGGUUUCCACCACAGCCGCCAUCAUGCAAG
This is a messenger RNA of Alternaria rosae, 1511 nucleotides long. RefSeq lists its product as uncharacterized. Lineage: Eukaryota; Fungi; Ascomycota; Dothideomycetes; Pleosporales; Pleosporaceae. The transcript is spliced from 2 exons. The record is from RefSeq and is a predicted model, not a curated record. Bases 315 to 1172 code for a protein of 285 amino acids.